Molecule: messenger RNA, 1404 nt
Organism: Peniophora sp. CBMAI 1063
Lineage: Eukaryota; Fungi; Basidiomycota; Agaricomycetes; Russulales; Peniophoraceae
Source: the annotation of a GenBank genome assembly
AUGGCCCCCAAUCAGACCCCUCCUGCGGACACUGGCUUCGGAAACGAGAAGGCUGCGAUGCCCGAGCCUUCGCUUCCUGCGCCCGUUCAAGCAGACGCUGAGACGGCCAAGUUCAAUCGUCGCCGCAAGGUCCGGCGUAUCGCACACUUCUUCAUCAUCUUCUCGGGCCUUUGGUUUGUCUUCAGGCACUUCUCUCGCGGCAGCUCCGACCAUAAGAAGGUUGAAUUUGGACGCCAUGGAUGCGGGCGGUCUGCAAUUGAGUUCCCAACGCUCAUCACGGGCGCCUCCAGCUGGUCUGAUGACGGAGCGGCUGCCCAGUGCGUCGACCGUCCCCAGGCUUGGAAGACCGAAGGUCCUUUCACCGGUCACGGCACCCAUGAUGUCUACUCGGCUCAAGUCGACUUCGAGUUCACAUCGUCGUCUUUCGGGAACAUCAUUGAGGCCGUCGGAGACAUCAAUCUUCAUGCGCCUGCCAACGGCAACCUCGGUAACAUCGCUUUCGUCUCGGCCUCUUCCAAUGAGACCAGCAAUUUGUCAAUCGACGUGCAUGUCACCUACUCCGACCCUGUGACCUUGAAGAUGCUUCGCGUCUGCGACGUGCGGGCCGGCGAUCAAGCUGGUGUAGUGCUUGGAGCCCUUUGGUCUCAUCGUCGCCUCUCCGCGGACCCCAUGUUCGGCAUCGGAAUACGUGUCACCGUCCCUCAAGAGGGCUUGAGCUCAGAACUCAAGACGAAGCUGCCGGGCUUCCUUCACGAUGUGUACCCAGGCGUCAAUCUUGGCUCGCUUGACAUCGUCACGGACCGGCCCGUACACUUCCAGUCUGGUAGCGCUGUAGGAGAUGUAUCCGUGCAGACUGCCAACAGCCCCAUCACGGGUUUCUUCAACGUCAGCUCCAACUUGAAGCUUGUGACGAGCAAUGCUCCGAUCGACGUCGAUGUCGAGGCAUACCACACAAGCCACCACUGGCCGUCGACUCUUCGUUUGGCUACUUCCAAUGCUAACUUGAACGCGACUCUCGCCCUGAAGAACACCACGCAGAUUGGUAUCUUCCGCGUCUUCGCCCAGACCUACAACUCGCCCGUCAACGUCACGCUCGCCGAGAGCCCGAUUAACGGCUAUGUGCGCGUGGAGGCCAAGACGAAGAACGCUCCGGCCCUCUUAGGGCUCGAUUCAGCCUUUGAAGGCCGGUUCGCGGCGCACACCACCAACGCCGAUGCCAACAUCGAGCUCAAGGAAGGUGUUGAAGACCCUAUUGGAGAGGGUCGCGAGCGCUUCGUCGAGAAGAGCUAUGUCACCCCUAGGACCCAGGGAGGCUCGGUCGCUUGGGGUAAGCCUCUGAGCGGCCAUCACAGCAGCAUCGCCGCCGUGGCGACGACCAAUGAUCCUGCUGUCAUCGUGCUUUGA